CUUUAAGUAUAACCAUAUCCAAAAUGGUGAAACUGGUUUUCGCUACAGUUACACUUUUGCUUCUAGCAAAUACAGAGGCUCAAUUCGAAAGCCGCUCCCCAAAUCGAUUCGGUCAAGGUGGUUCUGGUGGAUUUGGCGGCUCUGGUGGAUUUGGAGGCGCAGGUGGGUUUGGAGUCCCCGGUGGAUUUGGACCUCCUGGAGGAUCUGGUGGAUUAGGUGGUAAUGGUGGAUUUGGUGGUAAUGGUGGAUUUGGGGGCCCUGGUGGAUUUGGCCCUCCUGGAGGUUUCGGUGGCUCUGGUGGAUUAGGUGGUUCUGGUGGAUUUGGUCAGCCAGGUGGAUUUGGCGGUUCUGGUGGAUUUGGUGCUUCUGGUGGAUUCGGCGGCUCUAGUAGAUUUGGCGGAUUUGGUGGACCAGGAGGAUUCGGCGGCCCAGGUGGAUUUGGCGGACCUGGUAGAUUCGGCGGUCCAGGUGGAUUCGGCGGCCCAGGUGGAUUUGGUGGACCAGGUGGAUUUGGCGGACCCGGUGGACCUGGUGGAUUUGGCGGCCCUGGUGGACCCGGUGGUCCUCCUUCUUUUCUACGACCACGUCCUCCCCGUCCAAUACCUCCACGUCCGCAACCACAGCCCCAACCCCAACCCCAACUACAGAGCUUGCGUCUUUGCAAUCCCUCACAAUUGGCUCAAAACAAGUGCCUCUAUGCAUUGGAAGUAGCCGCCAACAACUCCAUCGAUCUGAAGCUGCAAUGCAUCCAAGCCGAUUCGUUUGAAACCUGUGUGUUUGUGGUUCAAAGUUCUGCGGCUGAUUUGGUAGUGGCCGACGACGACGAAUACAAGUCGGCACGGGAGGCGGGUCUAACACCGGUGCUCUAUGCUCACGAACGCUUGUCGGACUAUUAUAUAGCCGUGGCACCCAGAAAUAUUACACUUGUGGGAUUGAACGAGGCAACCAUAGGUGUGAACAUUUCAACUGCGCGCGCUUUUCAUGCGGCUGCUUUCUUUAAUCGCCAACGUGGCCAUGACACCUGUGCCGAGGUUAUUGUGGGAAAUGCAACUAUUAAUAUUCGAAAUACUGCCGAGUAUACACCCACCGACGAUGAGGUAUUGAUUUGCGCUAAUCUCACAGUGGGCGCGUUCGCCGAUAAUAGCACGUGCAAUGUCGAAGCCAGUUUGGAGCGUGCAGUUUUCGCAGCCAAACGGUGUGCUGCCAAUUCCAAUUUUAGGAGUCUCCUUCAAAAUGUCUUCAAUACGCUGAUAUCGAGCUUGGGUCCACAGAGUGCAAACUGGAAUUUCUUUAGUGAUUUCAACAAUGCUACUGAUCUUAUCUUCAAGAACAACACAAUCGGAUUUUCGGAAAGCCCUGUCUACAUUAAUGGCGUUACUGAGGAGGUAUUCAACGAUUUGCUCUGCAAUACAGGGAGCCAGUAACAUUUUCAAGCGAACUGGAGUGAGCAAAUUUAAAUUUAAAAUUCUUUAUAUGAAUGUGCAUACACACAUAAUAUAUGUACAUAAUAAUUAUUAUACAAUAUAUAACAACUAUCAGAAAAAAUAAAUUUAUAUAUCCCAAUGUUUUAA
This is a messenger RNA of Anastrepha ludens (Mexican fruit fly), 1571 nucleotides long. Its product is annotated as transferrin-like. The transcript is spliced from 3 exons. The record is from RefSeq and is a predicted model, not a curated record. NCBI's taxonomy places the organism in Eukaryota, Metazoa, Arthropoda, Insecta, Diptera, Tephritidae. Bases 24 to 1424 code for a protein of 466 amino acids.